Messenger RNA from Dendrobium catenatum, 1038 nucleotides. Its product is annotated as probable xyloglucan endotransglucosylase/hydrolase protein 5. The record is from RefSeq and is a predicted model, not a curated record. Gene Ontology annotation, biological process: xyloglucan metabolic process; cell wall biogenesis. Lineage: Eukaryota; Viridiplantae; Streptophyta; Magnoliopsida; Asparagales; Orchidaceae. Gene Ontology annotation, cellular component: cell wall; apoplast. The transcript is spliced from 3 exons. Gene Ontology annotation, molecular function: hydrolase activity, hydrolyzing O-glycosyl compounds; xyloglucan:xyloglucosyl transferase activity. Bases 1 to 891 code for a protein of 296 amino acids.
AUGGCUUCCACUUCCUGUCUUCAUGUUGUUCUCGUUCUGGUUCUCUGUUUCUUCCUGUCUACAGCCAUGGCCGCCGCACCAAGGAAAGCCAUUAACGUUCCCUUCCAGAAGAACUAUGUGCCAACCUGGGCCGGCGAUCACAUCAAGUACUUUAAUGGCGGAAAUGAGAUCCAGCUAUACUUGGACAAGUACUCCGGAACCGGCUUCCAGUCUCGAGGCUCCUACCUCUUUGGCCACUUCAAUAUGCAGAUAAAAAUGGUUCCCGGUGACUCCGCUGGAACUGUCACUGCUUUCUAUCUUUCCUCUCAGAAUACAGAGCAUGAUGAGAUAGACUUUGAGUUUCUGGGGAACAGAACAGGGCAGCCUUAUAUACUGCAGACCAAUGUGUUCACUGGAGGAAAGGGAGAUAGGGAGCAAAGGAUCUAUCUAUGGUUUGAUCCCACCAAGGAUUACCACUACUACUCUGUUCUCUGGAACCUGUACCAGACUGUGUUCUUCGUGGAUGAUGUGCCCAUCCGGGUAUUCAAGAACAGCAAGGACAUCGGCGUUCGGUACCCAUUCAAUCAGCCGAUGAAGCUCUACUCCAGCCUCUGGAAUGCCGAUGACUGGGCGACCCGCGGCGGCCUCGAGAAGACGAACUGGGCCAAUGCUCCCUUCAUCGCCGCCUACCGCGGCUUCCACAUCGACGGCUGCGAGGCCUCCACGAACGAAACAUUCUGCGCCACUCAGGGCCGGCGGUGGUGGGAUCAGAACGAGUUUCGCAACCUCGAUGCCAAGCAGUACGACCGGCUCCGUUGGGUCAGGGAGAGAUAUACGAUCUACAAUUAUUGCACCGAUCGGAGCAGAUACCCGACGAUGCCUGCUGAGUGCCAAAGAGAUCGUGAUGUCUGAGCUUUUGAUUUGUAUGAGAAACGUGGUUGAGGUUUUUUGUUUAAAUUAGACUAUCUUUCCGACUAUUUCUAUUAGAAGCUCACCAGACUAUGUUUGAAGUUUGUGAUGUUGCGUUUUUUGUGGAUGGGUUGUAGGUUUUUUCAUGGU